CUUUGACCCCAAAUCGCCCAACCAAUUUUGUCUUUGUCACGUCGCUCCUUGCCAUCCCCCCAUUGUCUUGUCCGUCUCUGCUCCCUUUGUCCUCCCCUUCACUGCUGUCUGCGCUACUUCCUUUUAAUCCAGCGAGGCGGCGACUUCCAAGGUUCCGGCCCCUCGUUCCUGCUUCUUUGGCCAUUUGCCCCUUCUGCGUCGUCCGUUCCGCCCGUUUCCGCCAGCAGGAGCGUCGCCCGACGACGAAACAAGGCACCGCCGGAGACUUCUCUUGCCGUGGCCAAUUCGUAUCACGACUUCGCCCUCUUCGUUCCCUUGCAGACGAUUUUCCCUUUCGUACUGUCCGUCAGCCUCGCUUUGGCUUUUCCCAGGCCCCCUCUUUCGCUUCGACGAUCCUUGUGACCACACACACGACACACCCGAUUUCUGCGUCUCAACCAGCGCAAUCACAGCCAUGGGAGCAGACUGGAUUCAAUUCGGUGCGCCGACGCUCGAUCGUCCCUUUGGCCUGGCUCUAUGGCCCAUCUUCGAGAAGGCGUACGGCUCUGUGAUGGGCUACGCACCCCAGGACUUCCGCUUCGUGCAGGGCAAGACUCCCAUGUCGACGUUCGGCGUGACAGCCAGCACUUUGCUUGCCUACUAUGUCAUCAUCUUCGGCGGUCGUGAGAUCAUGCGCAACCGCGAGCCGCUCAAGCUCAAUGGCCUGUUCAAGAUCCACAAUCUCUAUCUGACAGCGAUCAGCGGUAUUCUGCUUGUCCUGUUUCUGGAGCAGCUCAUCCCUGAGAUUGCCAGAAAUGGCGUGUUCCAUGCUAUCUGCGCCCACGACGGCGGCUGGACCGACAAGAUGGUCGUUCUGUACUAUCUUAACUAUCUUACCAAGUAUCUCGAGCUUCUAGACACAGUCUUCCUCUUCCUGAAGAAGAAGCCUCUCACCUUCCUGCACACAUAUCAUCACGGCGCAACGGCUCUCCUCUGCUACACCCAGCUUCUCGGCCAGACCGCAGUGUCCUGGGUCCCCAUCACUCUGAACUUGACUGUCCAUGUCGUCAUGUACUGGUACUACUUCCAGAGUGCACGUGGAAUUCGCAUCUGGUGGAAGCAGUACAUCACCAUCAUGCAGAUUACCCAAUUCAUCCUCGACCUUGGCUUUGUCUACUUCGCGUCCUACACCUACUUCACCAGCACUUACUGGGAUUGGCUGCCCAACGCCGGCAAAUGCGCUGGCGAGGAAUUCGCUGCGAUUGCCGGUAUCUGCAUCCUCUCGUCGUACUUGCUGCUCUUCAUUUCGUUCUACGCUGCGACAUACAAGAAGCCACUCAAGGGUCGCGCCAGGGCCAGAAGCGCUCUCAAGGAGAUGGCCAGUGACCAAGUGCCAACUGUCAGGGAAGCAGCAAGGCGAUUGUCGUUCUCAUCUUCCGGAAAGUCGAACGCGUAUCAGCUCCCGGUGCAGAACGAGAAGACCGGAAUGACUACGCGUAGCCGCAAGGCGUAAAAAGUACCCCUCUUUAAUACAAGAAGAGGUGUGCCUCGUUCGUGAGCGUAUUGUUAACGAGCUUAGAGGAGCGGAUCAGAACAUUGACAAAUUCCAUCUCUUUCUCCGCCAUGCGAGCUUGAGGUCUGCCCGAUCAACCUUUUGAUCUUGGGGUUGGAACCGUGGCGCUUCCACCGUUUACGGUGUGACAGUAAUUUCCGAUGGCAAGAGCCGUCAAUUUUUGGUUCAUUCUGUACUUUUUUGAAACUGAAUUAAUUUUUCUUAUUGCAUGGACCGGGUGUAUGUGAUGUAUUGGAGCCUAGGCGGGAGGCACAAUGUACGAUUAUUUCAAGGUGGAACCAUUGUUACUUAGACCAUGGUUGAGAAGACGUGUGUAGCAUCUUGUCUGCAACGUGGGCAAUUCUAUGGUCAGCGAGAGUAGAAUAACACGGAUAAUGCAUUAAUGUAGCGGACCUUUGCAACAUAAUGUGCAAAUGACGAAGCUUUCCAGCAGUCGUAAAGGUGGAGAGUUUGGCUCAGAAACGUAAUUUAUCACAUGCAAGCAGGCUAGGAGUAAGAUAUACGAGCUCCACCUUAAUGAGAGCGGG
Messenger RNA from Verruconis gallopava, 2079 nucleotides. RefSeq lists its product as uncharacterized. Gene Ontology annotation, molecular function: fatty acid elongase activity. Gene Ontology annotation, cellular component: endoplasmic reticulum membrane. The record is from RefSeq and is a predicted model, not a curated record. Gene Ontology annotation, biological process: fatty acid elongation, monounsaturated fatty acid; very long-chain fatty acid biosynthetic process; fatty acid elongation, polyunsaturated fatty acid. Lineage: Eukaryota; Fungi; Ascomycota; Dothideomycetes; Venturiales; Sympoventuriaceae. Bases 455 to 1492 code for a protein of 345 amino acids. The transcript has 4 exons.